Messenger RNA from Topomyia yanbarensis, 588 nucleotides. It is a transcript of the gene Lamtor3, whose product is annotated as ragulator complex protein LAMTOR3 homolog. The record is from RefSeq and is a predicted model, not a curated record. The transcript has 2 exons. Lineage: Eukaryota; Metazoa; Arthropoda; Insecta; Diptera; Culicidae. Gene Ontology annotation, cellular component: Ragulator complex. The coding region runs from base 140 to 514 and encodes 124 amino acids. Gene Ontology annotation, biological process: cellular response to amino acid stimulus; positive regulation of TOR signaling.
GUAGCGUGUAUGUUUUGUGUUGAGCUCUUGAGACUUGAUUUGAGAUUAUUUUUUUCGAUUGAUGGUUUCUGUUUUAAGGGAAGUGAGACGGAAUUCUAAAAAAAUAUAAUAUUCAUACGCAUAUGUGUAAUUUAACACCAUGACUGACGAUGUUAAAAAGUUUUUCUUCAACAUGGUUCAAAGAGUCAACGGCUUGCGAUGUGUCAUGAUAACCGAUCGGGACGGAGUGCCUCUUAUCAAUAUUGAGCGAGAAAAGUCUUCGGAGAUUGUGAUGAAACCUGCAUUUCUAUCAACGUUCACACUGGCCGCCGAACAGUCAAAUAAACUUGGACUAGGAAAGAACCGUAAUAUUAUCUCGGUGUACGCCGACUACCAGGUGGUACAGAUGAACAAACUUCCGCUUGUGGUAACUUUUAUUGGUGCAGAGAACUGCAAUAUAGGUCAUAUUUUGUCAAUGGAUCAACAGAUCGACACCAUGCUAGAAGAACUCAAAACUGCAGUAACUGAUUCGUGAAAAGAUGCAGCGAUUGUUUCUCAGGUAAAUCAUUUUGUGUACGUACAGUUAAUAAAUUUUAUUUCUAAAUCUUA